Molecule: messenger RNA, 1527 nt
Organism: Trypanosoma cruzi
Lineage: Eukaryota; Euglenozoa; Kinetoplastea; Trypanosomatida; Trypanosomatidae
Exons: 1
Coding region: 1-1527 (508 amino acids)
Source: RefSeq, a predicted model, not a curated record
AUGGCUCGCCACGGGUGGAUUUCACCCCAUUCGUUCACGAGCGGCCGCGGUUCUGCCGCUACUCGGGGAAGAGAAGGUGGUGGUGGUGGUGGUGGUGGCAGCAGCCCUGUACUCGGGGAUUAUUAUUGCGCACCCGAGGGAAGCGACGAUGAGAACUCCAUAUUUGACGAUGAGAUUUUAAUAAUGACGGACGCAGAGAAGGAGGCCUUUGCUGAGCUGCAGAGUAGAUUAGAGGAAGAGUGCCUAUCGCAAUUCUAUUACCACCGUCACUCCUCUCCAUCUGAGGGCAGCGGGGCAGUGGAGGGCGUGAAGGGUGGAGGUGGAGGUGGAGGCCGCUUCCAUUAUGACGCGCUGCACCGCAACGCCAGCGGAGCGAGCAUAAGAAUAGACGGAUCCCAGUCCGUGUCAAGUGCUCGCCUCCGUCAUUGCCGUAGCCGAUCAAGUCCUGCAGGGAACCGUAGUCCGUUGGCGUAUCCCAGCGCACGGCGGUCUCGGGAGCGGGAAGCGUGGUACCGGAACCAACUGGAAGAGGAGUUGACUUUUCGCCCGCAAAUCAACUCAACAGAAGUGGCGGCUCGCUACAUGGAGGCUUCGACACGGCGAUCACGGGAGCUCAAUGCGGAGGAUGACGCGGCAGAGACGUCUCAGUUUAGACCCGUGACAAAUCGACUGCGCACUUCAUCCCUGUCGGACCAUCUGAGCCGAUAUCUUCGCACGCCGGUUCACUUACGGCUGGGCCGGACGGCGUCAGCGUCAUCACAGCGACGGGGGCGGCAGCAAUUAGAGAAGAAGCCGCGGGAGUGCGGGGGUGUUCAGAGAGGCGGAAAAGACCGUCAGCUGACGGAGGCAUUUCUGCAACGCCUAGAGGAAACAAAUCAGCGUCGCGAAAAGAAUCUUCAACGAAUUGCUGUGAUGCACAACACCGAACUGACGUUUCGACCAAAAUUGGCGCCUGGCACCUGUAGGAGAAAGACUCCGUCGGUUGUGGCACCGCGCAUUCGUGGAGAGGCGAGUGGGGGCAAAACACAAUUGCGGCACACGAGUGUCGGCUCUGGGGAUCCUGAAACAGAGGUGUCUUUUCCCACCGCGUCAGUGCGCCCGUCUCCGCACAUCAACAACAGGUCCCGAAUCAUGAAGCGGAGUUUGAACGACCUACGCCUGUUUGAACUGCGAAGACAGCAACGUCUGGAGGAACUGCGCGCCGAACAUGAGGCGAUGGAGCGUCAAGCGGUCUCUGGAAAACCAGCUGUCAGCAUCGGCUCACGUAGACUUACAGAAACAAUUUUUGGUGGCGAUGUCACUCAUGAGAUCAUUCAACAGUACUUGCAGCGAAAUGCUCGGAAGCGUGCGGCUGCCAUUCGUGCGGAAUACGAGGCGAGGCAGCGAGAGGAGGAAAGUCAACUUACAUUUCAUCCAGAGGUGCAUCCGGCACCACCGCAUGUACACGAAAUUGCGCAAGAGCUUGCUUUGAAUAAGUCACUUACCGUGAAAAAAUCAACGCCGAAACCGAUUUUCCGUUUUUCAUAG